AUGUCUUCGUGCUGUGGUUCAGUGUGUCUACUGGUCUUACUGGGAGUUGCGUUGGCAUGUGGAAGUCCUUUACAUUUGCCCGAGGACCUGAUACACCUUCAAGAGUCCAUCGCAGAUCUGCUGGCGCUGAAGGAGCCGGAGAUCGGCAGCAAACCUCUCUUCAGUUCUGUCAUCAAGAGCGUCGACACCUCGUGCCAGAGAAAAGAAGACAUACUGCUGAUGAACGCCACUCUGGACGUCUACAUGCACAUCUUCUCCAGCAUCCUGCAGCACGGCCACCGGCACCACGACGGGACCGUGACCUCGGCUCUGCUGAAAAACCUGCCGGGCUCUGAGAGGAGCCGCGUGAACUCGGCUCUGACGAAGCUCCAGCAGAAGAUGGGGGAGCUGAGGAGACGCCUGGGCCAACCGAACCACAACAAACAGGAUAUGCUCAGCGAGCUGAACAAAAUAAAGGUCGACGACCCCAUCGACCAGAGGAAGGCUCUGGCUGAGUUCCAGCAGGUGUACCGGACGGCUUCUUUGAUUGGCUCCCACAGCUGA
This is a messenger RNA of Xiphias gladius (swordfish), 543 nucleotides long. It is a transcript of the gene ifng1, whose product is annotated as interferon gamma 1. Lineage: Eukaryota; Metazoa; Chordata; Actinopteri; Istiophoriformes; Xiphiidae. The record is from RefSeq and is a predicted model, not a curated record. The transcript is spliced from 4 exons. Gene Ontology annotation, molecular function: type II interferon receptor binding. The coding region runs from base 1 to 543 and encodes 180 amino acids. Gene Ontology annotation, biological process: immune response. Gene Ontology annotation, cellular component: extracellular region.